GUAUGUGCAUAGCUCAUAAUUACACCCACCUCAUUGACAGAUGGAUAGAAAGAGACAUCUUAGUUGUUCCGUAGGCUUAUUUUUUUCAACACCACAGGCUUUUGCUUUGUAAAACGUGUCUGUUCCUGGAGGAGCAGCUAACCUUGGAGGAAACUACGUGUCUGACUGACAUAAAAUUGGGCCGGGUAAUAAUUAACCUUGUUUCUGCGUUGCCUCAUCGUAAUUACAUGAUCUUCGUGUGCUGACUUUAAAAUUUCUUCCUGUGUUCUUCAGAAGUAUAGGUUGCAAAAUGAAAGCUGGCAGGAUUUAAAUUAACAGCUAAUUAGUAAAUAUGGCAGGUAGGAGGAGACAAAUCUGUAAGAAUCACUACAUGGGUGUUAUGUUUAACAUUUUGAUGCCAUUCCAGGUAUUUGACACACCACUUAUUCCAGAAAUAAUGUGCUAGUGGGUCUGAUUUAAAGGCUGAAUAAGUAGUCAGAGACAUUGCACACUCAUAAUAUGGGGAUGUACGUAAAAAGUUUAUUUCAAAAAUUAAUAUUUCAAACAGAUUCUGUGGCAAUCCGUCACAAAAAUUUGCUUGCAGAAGAAUUUGUUUGUUAAUUUGAAGUUGUUAAGCAGUAUUUUAAAACUCCAGACAUAAGAUUAGGAACGGUAUUUCCAGUAGAUUUAGUUAUUUUGUGAUUUCAGUAAAACUAAUAAAAGGCAUUGAUAAUUCUGCUUUAAUAAAACCAACCUUGCUGUUUGAAGACUUUCUAGGUUUUCAAUCAUCUUAGCUAAAAAUCACUUUGUAGAAAGAGAGCACGUAGAAUACAUGCAAAAUUGUCCCCAUGUAGUCACAGAAAGAGCUGUGUUUUUGGGGGGGGAUGAUUGCUAUUUUAAAUACUUAAUAAGCAUUUUGUCCUUCUCCUUCAGCUUAACCCAAAUGUAAGUGUAUUUCAGAGAAAAUUUGUGAAUGAAGUAAAGAAGUGUGAAGAAAUGGAAAGAAUACUUGGGUAUUUAGUUCAAGAAAUUAAAAAGGCGGAUAUUCCACUCCCUGAAGGUGAUGUUGCUCCUCCUGCCCCCUUGCUGAAACACACGUUAGAAAUCCAGGAACAGUUGCAGAAGCUGGAGACAGAAUUGAGGGAAGUGACUAAAAACAAAGAAAAGUUGAGGAAAAACCUGCUUGAACUGACAGAAUACACGUGCAUGUUAGAGGUCACGCAAAGAUUUGUCAGGAGAACAAAUGAGUAUGAAAACCGUUUACAUGCAAAUUAUGAAGAAUUUGCAUCUGUGGAAAAUGAGCAAUUAAUGGAUUACAACUGUAUGCACAGACUGGGCGCCAAGCUGGGAUUCAUAUCUGGGUUAGUUCACGUAGCAAAAGUUGAAGCAUUUGAAAAAAUGCUGUGGAGAGUCUGUAAAGGUUUACAUAUUCUUACAUAUGCAGAGCUGGAUGAGAGUCUGGAAGAUCCAGAUACAGGUGAAACCACGAAAUGGUUUGUUUUUUUAGUGUCCUAUUGGGGUGAACAAAUUGGCCAGAAAGUUAAGAAGAUUUGUGACUGCUAUCACUGUCACGUCUAUCCCUAUCCGAAUACCCUGGAGGAGCGCAGGACAGUUGUUGAAGGACUAAACCUUCGUAUUCAGGAUCUUCACCUUGUGCUGCAUAAAACUGAGGAUUACUUACGCCAAGUCUUGUGUAAAGCAUCUGAAUCCAUCUAUACGUGGGUUAUCCAAGUGAAGAAGAUGAAAGCCAUUUAUCAUGUACUCAACCUGUGCAGUUUUGAUGUCACAAAUAAAUGUUUAAUCGCUGAGGUUUGGUGUCCGGUGGCUGAUCUGCAGAAUUUGCGCCAUGCCUUGGAGGAAGGUUCAAGGAAGAGUGGAGCUACAGUUUCUUCAUUCAUGAAUACCAUCCCAACAACACAACCUCCUCCAACUUUGAUACGUACCAAUAAAUUCACCUCAGGGUUCCAAAACAUCGUUGAUGCUUAUGGAGUUGGAAACUAUGGAGAAGUUAAUCCAGCUCUCUAUAACAUCAUCACUUUUCCCUUCUUGUUUGCGGUUAUGUUUGGAGACUUUGGGCAUGGGCUACUAGUGGUCAUAUUUGCACUCCUGGCAAUACUGUAUGAAAAACACCCUAGAUUACAAAGAUCACAAGAUGAGAUAAUGAAAAUGUUAUUUGAAGGCCGAUAUGUUAUUUUAUUAAUGGGUCUGUUUUCUGUAUACACUGGAUUGAUCUAUAAUGACUGCUUUUCAAAGUCCUUCAAUAUAUUUGGUUCUGGAUGGAAUGUUUCAGCAAUGUUUGAGCAGAAGGUUUGGCGUCUUGAUGAUCUGAAGUCAAACCAAUUUUUAACACUGGAUCCAAAUGUUACUGGUGUAUACAAUGGAGCUUAUCCCUUUGGAAUUGAUCCGAUAUGGAACUUGGCAAGCAACCGUCUCAGUUUUUUAAAUUCUUUUAAAAUGAAAAUGUCUGUGAUUUUUGGCGUGACUCACAUGAUGUUUGGAGUUGUAUUGGGGGUAUUUAACCACUUGCAUUUCAAGAAGAAGUAUAAUAUUUAUUUGGUUUUUCUUCCUGAACUUUUAUUCAUGAUGUGCAUCUUUGGCUACCUUGUGUUUCUGAUCUUCUUUAAAUGGCUAGCAUACUCUGCAGAGGACUCUACAUCUGCUCCUAGUAUUAUGAUCCAGUUUAUUAACAUGUUCCUCUUUUUUGGAGGUGAUACCGAGGUCUUCUACACCGGACAGGUUACUCUACAGAGGUUUUUACUUAGCAUUGCUUUUCUUUCUGUUCCUGUAAUGCUUUUUGGUAAACCACUUUAUUUAUAUUGGUUGCACAGUGGAGGCCGAGGCAUUAGGAUGUACAGGAGUGGCUACAAGCUAAUUCGAAAAGAAAGUGAAGAAGAACUUUCUCUGCUGAGAUCUCAUGAUGUGGAAGAAGGAACCAGUCAUUUGGACAGUGGGCACAGAGAAGGGGAUGCAGAGGAGCUUAACUUUGCAGAUGUCUUUAUGAAUCAAGCAAUUCAUACCAUUGAAUACUGUUUAGGAUGUAUUUCUAAUACGGCCUCCUAUCUGAGACUCUGGGCAUUAAGUCUUGCUCAUGCACAGUUAUCAGAAGUUCUGUGGCAAAUGGUGAUGAGAGUGGGUCUUCGUGUGGAUACAACAUACGGUGUCUUACUGCUAGUCCCUGUUCUAGCCUUUUUUGCUGUGCUAACGGUUUUUAUUCUUUUGGUCAUGGAGGGGCUUUCUGCUUUUCUCCAUGCUAUACGACUUCACUGGGUGGAAUUUCAGAACAAAUUCUACUCUGGUGGAGGAUACAAGUUUACGCCUUUCUCUUUUAAGCACAUUUCUUUACAUUUUAAUAAAGAUGAUACGGCAUAGUUUGGUUGCUGUCAGAGGAAAUAUUUGGAAUUGUCUGCAAAUAAUCAUGUGAUUGGAUCUCACCUAUGAAUGGUUUCUUGUAGGACAAAGUGUUCUUCACUGAUUGCCUUAUAAUGCAGCCAAAUAAUUCUGUAACAUAUACCUCCCAUAGAAAUACAUAGCAGAUCUGGAGCAUCUUGUAAAGUAUAUAGAUAUAAAAUGUACAUUUUUCUUGAUAAACUAAUGUUGUAAAUUAAUUUUAUUCUUAAAAAAAAAAGUUGUUACUGCUUGUCCUAAAA
This is a messenger RNA of Calidris pugnax (ruff), 3626 nucleotides long. RefSeq names its product ATPase, H+ transporting, lysosomal V0 subunit a2 (gene ATP6V0A2). The transcript is spliced from 19 exons. Gene Ontology annotation, cellular component: vacuolar proton-transporting V-type ATPase complex; vacuolar proton-transporting V-type ATPase, V0 domain; plasma membrane. The coding region runs from base 976 to 3348 and encodes 790 amino acids. NCBI's taxonomy places the organism in Eukaryota, Metazoa, Chordata, Aves, Charadriiformes, Scolopacidae. Gene Ontology annotation, biological process: proton transmembrane transport; vacuolar acidification. Gene Ontology annotation, molecular function: ATPase binding; proton-transporting ATPase activity, rotational mechanism. The record is from RefSeq and is a predicted model, not a curated record.